GUUGUUUAUAUCAUUAAUUUGUUAAAGAGAUGGUUUAUAUUAUUAAUACAACUCAUUAUUAUUGUUCAUAAUUAAUGUUAUAAACAUAUAACCGGCGAUAAUCUAUUAAUAUUAAUUUUUCUUUUUCUUUUUAAUGAAUCAAUGAGCUUUUAUUUUAUAAGCUGAGCGGAAGUUGUGUGCGCUGCUUCCUGUCUGGAGCUUGAUGUAUUCGUGAACUUUAAUAAUAAUCCCGUUGUUUUAUAACUCGUCAGUAUCUUGAGUUACUUUAGAGAACGGGGGUGUUUUUUACGCUGAGCGUCUUUACACCGGUCAGACGGAACCUCGUGAGCCCGGAGCCCGGAGCACAACACCGGCCACAGCUCAGGAGUCCGACCCGCCGCCCGCAGCCUCUCCUCCGGCCCCCGGAUGGCGCAGCCCCGCUAGCCGCUACCUAGCAGCAUGGACGCGGACCUGAACGCUAACAUCGGCCUCCAGGGCACCGGAGACCCGCAGCUGGACAAGGCCGUGCACCAGUGGCUCCGCUGGGACAGGAACCCGUGGACCCGGGCUCAGGUGGAGGCUCUGGUGGGGGGAGGAGCUCUGGAGGAGCUCAGGUCCAGACUGUGCAGCAGAAUGAGCUUCGGUACCGCGGGACUCAGAGCCCCCAUGGGAGCUGGAUUCAACCGGAUCAACGACCUCACCGUCAUCCAGUCCACACAGGGCCUGUUCUCCUACCUGAGCAGGUAUUUCCCAGACUUCGGCCGUAGGGGCGUGGUCGUCGGGUUCGACACCAGAGGGCAGGAGGCCAGCGGCUGCAGCAGCCUCAGGCUGGCGAAGCUGACGGCCGCUGUGGUCCUCAGCAGAGACGUCCCCGUCCACCUGUUCUCGUCCUACGUCCCCACGCCGUACGUGCCGUACGCUGUGAAGAAGCUUCAAGCUGCAGCCGGAGUCAUGAUCACAGCGUCUCACAACCCCAAGGAGGACAACGGAUACAAGGUGUACUGGUGUAAUGGGGCCCAGAUCUCGUCCCCUCAUGACAAGGAGAUCCUGCGGAGUAUUGAGGAGGAGCUGGAGCCCUGGAGCGUCUCCUGCUGGGACGAGGAGGUGGUGGAGCACUGUCCCCUGAGGACAGACCCCCUGUCUCACAUCAACAGCUGCUACAUGGAUGAGUUGUCCUCCCUCUGCUUUCACAGGGACCUGAACACCAGAUGUGCUCUGAAGUUUGUCCACUCGUCUUUCCACGGCGUGGGACAUGUCUUCGUCCAGCAGGCCUUCCAGGUCUUCGGCUUUGCUCCGCCCAUCGCUGUCCCCGAGCAGAGAGACCCCGACCCCGACUUCCCCACUGUCCGCUGCCCCAACCCCGAGGAGGGGGCGUCCGUCCUGGAACUUUCUCUUCUUCUGGCAGAAAAGGAGAACGCCCGCGUUGUCGUGGUGACCGACCCCGACGCCGACCGCCUGGCUGUCGCUGAAAACGUUGACGGGUGCGGCUGGAAGGUGUUCACAGGUAACGAGAUGGCGGCUCUGCUCGGCUGGUGGAUGUUCUUCAACUGGAAGGAGACGCAUCCAGAUCCAGGAGACACUCAGAACGUCUUCAUGUUGGCCACAACCGUGUCCUCCAAGAUCCUCCAGACGCUGGCUCGGAUAGAAGGGUUCAACUAUGAGGAAACUCUUCCUGGUUUUAAAUGGAUCGGGAACAGAAUCCACGAACUCUCUAAGACAGGAAACAGAGUCAUCUUCUCCUUUGAAGAAUCCAUCGGUUUCCUGUGUGGCAGCAUGGUUCCAGAGAAAGACGGCGUCAGCUGUGCAGUGGUUGUAGCUGAGAUGUCGUCAUAUCUUUACGAACAGAAGCUGAGUCUGAAGCAGCAGCUGCUCAACAUCUACCAGACGUACGGCUACCACAUGUCUCGGACGUCCUACGUGGUCUGCAACGACCCCCCCACCAUCCUCAAGAUCUUCGCUCGCAUCAGAAACUUCCACGGAGAAGGUUCAUACCCAGAGACGUGCGCCGGCGUCCGGAUUGUCCACGUCCGAGACGUCACCACGGGAUACGACAGUAGCCAGCCCGACUGCAAGUCUGUUCUUCCCGUGUCCAGGAGUGGUCAGAUGAUCACCUUCACGCUGCAGAAUGGCGUCGUGGCCACGCUGAGGACGAGCGGCACUGAGCCAAAGAUCAAAUUCUACUCUGAGCUCUGCGCUGCGCCGGGUAACAGUGAUGUGUCCUUCCUGGAGGCGGAGCUAAAAAAGGUCACGGACGCACUGGUUGACGACUUCCUGGAGCCAGAGAAGAACAACUUGAUUCGACGCUUCGUGUAGCCCCGCCCCCGCCCCCUCCCCCUCCAUCACCUUUCUGCUUCCUGUCGUGUGUGUUGGCCAAUCAGAGUAGCUGAUCAGAUCCGAGGUGUCGGUCAGUUUGUUUAAGUUUGUUAGAUUAGUUAAUUGUUAACCUGACACCUUGUUAAAUGAACUUUAUUCCUUAAUUGACUGAAUCAUUGUUAAAGAUGAACGCUGCUCUCUGAUUGGACCACAGUGAUGCAUUCUGGGAUUCUGCUCCACUUCCUGUUUCCCUGAUGAUUCUUUGUGUUUUUGUUUUGUGGCUGAAACCAAAAAGGUUCGUUCAGGUGUGAAAGCUGUGAACUUAUUUAUUUUUCUACUCAAACAGAGCAUCGUAGUUUGGUAUUUGUUGUUGGUCCUGAAGAAAGACGACAGAGUGAGACCUCGCUGUGAUGUUUCUCUGAUCUGAAAUAAACCUGAUGCAUUCAG
Molecule: messenger RNA, 2739 nt
Organism: Mugil cephalus (flathead mullet)
Lineage: Eukaryota; Metazoa; Chordata; Actinopteri; Mugiliformes; Mugilidae
Gene: pgm2l1
Product: phosphoglucomutase 2-like 1
Exons: 14
Coding region: 439-2292 (617 amino acids)
Biological process (GO): carbohydrate metabolic process
Molecular function (GO): magnesium ion binding; intramolecular phosphotransferase activity; glucose-1,6-bisphosphate synthase activity
Source: RefSeq, a predicted model, not a curated record